Molecule: messenger RNA, 861 nt
Organism: Plenodomus lingam JN3
Lineage: Eukaryota; Fungi; Ascomycota; Dothideomycetes; Pleosporales; Leptosphaeriaceae
Cellular component (GO): cell wall
Molecular function (GO): manganese ion binding
Source: RefSeq, a predicted model, not a curated record
AUGCAUUCCAUCACUUCCUUGCUCGCUCUCUUGGCUACAACUGCGAUAGCCUCACCUGUGACCCUGAAUGAAGCUUCCACCUUGGAGACUCGCGAAGCCAACGUGUACAAGCGCUUCGAAUCCUUGAACCCACUCAACAAACGCGAGAUCAAUCCCAACACUGUCAACGCGCUCACCCCCGAGCAGCUCACUGCCCAACGAAAUGCACUUUUGCUCGCACAAUCCGAGACUGCCCGAGAAGCCAUCCUAUUCCCCAAUGCCCCCAACGCUGCCAACGAUACGUUUCAGUACAUCAACAACACCGUCCUCCCUCCAACCGGUGGCACCAUCUUCCUCUCAACCAUCAACAACUUCCCCGCUCUCGGCGCAACAGGUCUCUCCCAGGCCGUCGGCUUCGUCAACCCUUGUGGCCUCAACACACCACACUGGCACCCUCGCGCCAACGAAUUCCUAACCGUCACCCAGGGUACCCUAAUCGGCGCCCUCCUCCUCGAAAACGACAGCGGCUUCGGAAACGUAGUCGGGGGCGCCAAACCCGUCGUCGGACCCUUCACCCAGAUCGAAACCUCGCUGUCCAACUACACCGGUAUGCUCUUCCCCAAGGGCCUCGUGCACUGGCAAUUCAACCCAGAGUGCGAGCCUGCCGUCUUCGUGGCUGGUUUCGAUAUCCCUGAUCCAGGCCGGGUCGAGGCUGCCCGUGCUUUCUUCUCUGGAGAGCCGGAUGAGGUGCUUGCUGCCAGCGUUCGAUACUCGGAGUUUUUGACGCCUGCGCAGAUUAAGGGACUCAGGCCUACCCUUACCAGUGACUUUACUAGUAUUGUGGAGUCUUGUGCUAAGAAGUGUGGUAUUCCUUUUGAGUGA